Leishmania mexicana MHOM/GT/2001/U1103 is the source of this 360-nucleotide messenger RNA. RefSeq lists its product as hypothetical. NCBI's taxonomy places the organism in Eukaryota, Euglenozoa, Kinetoplastea, Trypanosomatida, Trypanosomatidae. Bases 1 to 360 code for a protein of 119 amino acids. Gene Ontology annotation, cellular component: mitochondrion. Gene Ontology annotation, molecular function: thiosulfate-cyanide sulfurtransferase activity. The record is from RefSeq and is a predicted model, not a curated record. The transcript has a single exon.
AUGCAGCGUCUGACUUACGCUGCCAUGAAGGCGCUGGUGGCGAAGAAGCAGUCGGGUGAUCUGCACAUGUGCAUUUUGGACGUGCGUAACGCCGAUGAAGUGGCAGAGGGCGCCAUCCCGGCCUCUGUCAACGUCCCUCUCGACCAGCUAGAGACCGCGCUUCAGCUGACGGCCGACGAGUUCAAGAAGAAGUACAGCGCACCCAAGCCGGAGGUGUCAGAUCAUGUUGUGACUUACUGCCUUCGCGGCAUGCGCGCGGAGAAGGCGGCUGCCGCACUUCAUUCCAGCGGCUACACAAACGUCGAUGUGUACCCCGGCAGUUGGGCAGAGUGGUCGGAGCAAGAGAAGUGCGCAGCAUAG